UGUCCAAUUAAGUAGCUAACCCAGUCACUAUGUAUGGAAUCGCGGUCUCCUGUGUACUUAUCACCAGUGUCAGCAUGACCACUGUUCUAUACAACGCUGCCAGGUUCAAACCUUCAAGUCAGAGUUCGAACUAUGAAAACUUUUAUUCUUAUUUAGGCGUAGAUGGAGACUAUAAUGGUGCAGUACUUAGUGGGCAUUGUAUGCAUACAGGCUUUGAACGUACACCCUGGUGGAUAGUGGACUUGCUUGGUCAGUUUGAUGUGCAGCAAAUAAAACUCUAUAACAGAAACGAAGACUACAUCUCUGCUAUUAGAGUGAAAAACUUUACUCUUGAUAUAUUUGAUGAAGAUCCAAGACAACUUGCCAACUUUCCUAACAUAACUGGCCAUUUGUGCUACAAUCAGACUGAUCCACUGGAAACAACACCAUUGCUGGUCAACUGCAGGACCUCCAUUCUUGGCAGAUAUAUUCGUCUAAGUAUGACAACUGAUGUUAACAACCCGCUACAUAUCUGUGAAAUGGAAGUAUUAGUUGGUAGCUCCAUCUAUGAAUUAAUAAACUUUGACAAACUAAUGAACACCAAACUAGUGGACACGCCCAUGGCUCAAGUUCAACUCAGCGACUCCUUUUUUUGUGUACGGGAAUGUCUCCAGCGUCGGAUGUCUACCUACUGUACAGCUGUGAACUGGAUCACAUCCACUCGGUCAUGUCAGCUUUUUAGUAUCAAUCCUUUUGUAGAUUUGACAGCUAGACUUAUAACAGAUCAAGGGACAGAUUUAUAUAUUCAACGUAUUUAAAUGUGUAUUUUUAAAUGACAGACUAAGAAAAAGGAAUAGAGAUUUAUAUAUUUUAAGAUUUUAAAUAUUAGUUUUAAAAAAAAACGGGCUUGAAAAAAGAAUAAAGAUUUAUAUAAACAAAACAUUUAGAUAUAAAAUUGUAUAUGACAAGCUUUAGAAAAAAAUAGACGAUUUAUAUAUUUAUUUAGAUAUAAAUUUUGAUAACCAAUUUAAAAAGAACUCUUAUUGAAUUCAGCUUGAAAGAAAGAACAAGACUAUUUUAAGGAAAAUAAACUUGACUAGCAUCACACACCGGAUACACCCGUGGAUUUUUUUUUGUUUAUUUUGGCCAGGACACACCUACUUAAAUUUGCAUUAAACGCGCUGUAACUAUCCAU
Molecule: messenger RNA, 1174 nt
Organism: Biomphalaria glabrata
Lineage: Eukaryota; Metazoa; Mollusca; Gastropoda; Planorbidae
Exons: 3
Coding region: 30-797 (255 amino acids)
Source: RefSeq, a predicted model, not a curated record